Trichomycterus rosablanca is the source of this 3946-nucleotide messenger RNA. It is a transcript of the gene efl1, whose product is annotated as elongation factor like GTPase 1. Gene Ontology annotation, cellular component: cytosol; ribonucleoprotein complex. Gene Ontology annotation, molecular function: ribosome binding; GTP binding; GTPase activity. Gene Ontology annotation, biological process: cytosolic ribosome assembly. The transcript is spliced from 20 exons. The record is from RefSeq and is a predicted model, not a curated record. NCBI's taxonomy places the organism in Eukaryota, Metazoa, Chordata, Actinopteri, Siluriformes, Trichomycteridae. Bases 40 to 3318 code for a protein of 1092 amino acids.
CUCUGAUUCCGGAAGUGAGGAAACAACCUCCCGGUCAAAAUGGGCCACACGAGUUUAGAGAGAAUCAUCACACUACAGAAGAAAGCAUCGAACAUCAGGAACAUCUGCAUUCUGGCACACGUGGAUCAUGGGAAAACGACGCUGGCCGAUUGUCUGGUGGCGAGUAACGGCAUCAUUUCCACUCGCCUGGCAGGAAAGCUCCGGUACCUGGACAGUCGGGAGGACGAGCAGAUCCGAGGAAUCACCAUGAAGUCCAGCGCCAUCUCCUUACAUUACACAUCAGGACAGGACGAGUAUCUGAUCAAUCUGAUCGACUCUCCCGGUCACGUCGAUUUCUCCUCCGAGGUCUCCACGGCGGUGCGGCUGUGCGACGGCGCCAUCGUGGUGGUGGAUGCCGUCGAGGGGGUGUGUCCUCAGACCCAGGCGGUGCUGAGGCAGGCGUGGCUGGAGAACAUCCGCCCGGUGCUCGUCCUCAACAAGAUCGACCGUCUGAUCGUGGAGCUGAAGCUCAGUCCUCAGGAGGCCUACACGCACCUCCAGAAGAUCCUCGAACAGGUGAACGCAGUGACGGGGACGCUCUUCACCUCUACGGUUCUGGAGGAGCGGGCGGUGAAGGAGGCUCAGGUUCAGGACGAGCGGCCCGAGGCUGAUGGAGGGGAGCAGGUUUACGACUGGAGCUCCGGACUGGAGGAGACGGACGACUCGCACCUGUAUUUCAGUCCUGAUCAGGGUAACGUGGUGUUCGCCAGCGCCAUCGACUCCUGGGGCUUCAGCGUUUGCCAGUUUGCUGAGAUCUACAGUAAGAAGAUGGGGAUUCGAUCAGAGAUCCUUCAGAAGACCCUGUGGGGGGAUUUCUACCUGAACACCAAGGCCAAAAAGAUCAUGAAAGGAGCGCAGGUUAAAGGAAAGAAGCCGCUCUUCGUUCAGCUGGUUCUGGAGAACAUCUGGAGUUUAUACGACGCCGUGGUGAUCCGGAGAGAUAAGGAGAAGGUGGAGAAGAUGGUGACCUCACUGGGAUUAAAGCUCAUGACCCGCGACCUCCGGCACAACGACCCCAAAGUGCUCCUGAGCGCCAUCUGCAGUCAGUGGUUACCGCUGUCUCAGGCCGUGCUGUCGAUGGUGUGUGAGAUGUUACCGGCUCCCACUGAAGUGAGCUCUGAGCGGGUGGAGAAGCUGAUGAGUGUCGGUGUGCGUCGGUUCGAAUCCCUGCCCAGUAAAACCCAGCAGCUUAAAUCAGCGUUUCUGGCGUGCUCGAGUGGAGAUUCGGCUCCCGUCAUCGUUUUUGUCUCCAAGAUGUUUGCCGUGGACCCGAAGGCUCUUCCACAGAACAAACAGAGGCCGCUGACUCAGGAGGAGAUCGCCCAGCGCCGGGAACUGGCCCGACAGCGACACGCAGAGAGACGAGCGGCCAAUCAGGGCUCGGAGAAUCCCGACCCGGGAAACCACACCCACGCAGACGCCGACGCUCUCCGCGAGCAGACGGAGGCCCUGACGCUGAGACCCGCGCCCGAAGACGAGGACGCCGAGCACUUCGUGGCCUUCGCCCGCGUCUACAGCGGGGUGGUGCGCCGGGGUCAGCGGGUGUUCGUGCUGGGCCCCAAAUACGACCCCGCCGUGGCCCUGCAGACGCUGUCGGACGAAGGUUCGGUUCCUGACUCCGCCCCCUCCGUGCCCCACAUGGCCUGCUGCACCCUGGACCGUCUGUAUCUCCUGAUGGGUCGUGAGCUGGAGGAGCUGGACGAGGUUCCAGCGGGAAACGUCCUGGGAAUCGGUGGAAUGGAGGAGUUUAUCCUGAAAUCAGCCACCAUCUCCACCAGCGCCGCCUGUCCCCCCUUCACGCCGCUUAACUUCGACGCCACGCCCAUCGUCAGAGUCGCCAUCGAACCCAAACAUCCCAGUGAGAUGCCCAAGCUGGUACGUGGGAUGCGGUUGCUGAACCAGGCCGACCCCUGCGUGGAGGUUUUGAUCCAGGAGAGCGGCGAGCACGUCCUGGUCACCGCCGGAGAGGUUCACCUGCAGCGCUGCCUCGACGACCUCCGCCAACGCUUUGCCAAAAUCGAGAUCAGCGCCUCGGCCCCCAUCAUCCCGUUCCGCGAGACGGUGAUCCGCCCGCCAAAGGUGGACAUGGUGAACGAGGACCUGGGGCGCCAGCAGAAGGUGGCGGUGAUCCGGCAGACCAGAGAGGAGCAGGCCAAGCUUCCCGAGGGGGUCCAGGUGGACUCGGGCGGCCUGGUGACCCUCACCACGCCCAACAGGAUGGCCGCCGUCGGCGUCCGGGCGGUGCCGCUCCCCGAGGACGCCACCGGGCUGCUGGAGGAGAACGGCGAGAACAUCCGGACCAUGGAGAACUUCAACCUGAUGGCUCGAGAGGGUAAAGCUCUGGAGAUCAGCGCCCGGACGCUGGAGGAGAUCCGGAGCUUCAGAGCCGAGCUGGAGAAGCGGCUGCAGGGUCACCGCUGGAGGAACGCCGUGGAGCGUAUCUGGGCGUUCGGGCCGCGCCGCUACGGUCCCAACAUCCUGCUGAACGGCGUGGACGGGUACCAGCGACCCUCCGUGUGGCAGUGCCUCGGGAGCGAGAGGAACGAGGGCGCGGCGCUCAGGGAUUUCGAUAACAGCGUGGUCAGCGGGUUCCAGCUCGCCACGCUCUCGGGCCCCUUGUGCGAGGAGCCGCUGAUGGGCGUGUGCUUCACCGUGGAGACCUGGGACGUGAGGUUACCUCAGAAGGACUCGGCGGUGAACGGAGAACCGGGCGGAGAACCGGACCUCGGAGGCACCGGUGAGGCACAGAGCCGGCGGAAGGACGCGGCGGAUUGUUACGGGCCGUUUUCGGGGCAGCUCAUCGCCGCCGUGAAGGAGGCGUGCCGGUACGCCUUCCAGGCCAAACCUCAGCGCCUCAUGGCGGCCAUGUACACCUGCGAGGUCAUGACUACGGCCGACGUGCUAGGCCGAGUGUACGGCGUGCUCUCCAAGCGUGAGGGUCGGGUCCUGAACGAGGAGAUGAAGGAAGGGUCGGACGUCUUCAUCAUCAAAGCCGUCCUGCCGGUGGCCGAGAGUUUCGGAUUCGCCGACGAGAUCAGGAAGAGAACCAGCGGCCUGGCCAGUCCACAACUGGUCUUCACCCACUGGGAGGUGAUCUCCAGCGACCCCUUCUGGGUGCCCACCACCGAGGAGGAGUACCUGCACUUCGGGGAGAAGGCGGAUUCGGCCAAUCAGGCGCUGAAGUACAUGAACGGCGUACGGAGGCGUAAGGGUCUGUACGUGGAGGAGAAGAUCGUGGAGCACGCCGAGAAGCAGCGCACGCUCAGCAAGAACAAGUGAGCGGCAGAGCUGUGAAAAAGUAAUCACCCCUUCCCCCCCAUCACCACCACCACCACACACACACACACACCGGCGGCGCCACCUUCAGACCCCUCAGAGCAACUACACCUUCGUAAACGAUCCUGUGUGAGAUUUCAGCUCCGGUUCUCCAUACGGACCCGCCCUGAAUCGGACGCACCGCUGCUUUCGGACCCGAACCGCCCGUUUCGGGUCUCACCCUGUUUUGUAUUUUGGAUCUGCGCCUCAGCUUCAACUCCCUUCAGAAGGACACGUGGACCAGUAUAACCCAGUGUAAUAUCCCAGUAUGAACCAGUGUGACUUCCUGUCCGAGUUCCCUACGUAUAGGACGUGAUUGGAUGACUGACAGGCCGCUCUGCCGGCGCCCCCCGGUGGAUUCCACAGAUCCAGCGAACAGAACGAUUCAGAGUCGAGAAUUCACUUGUUUUGAAUCGGUGAAUCAAGUGAAUCAUUCCAGGUUCUGAUGCCCAACGGUUCCUGAGCACGGACGCUGGAGAACCGAGGCCUCUGAUUGGCUGUUGCUCGACCUUGGCACGGCGUCUGGAGGGAAAAAUAAAUAAAUAAGUAAAUAUAAUAAAUAAAUAAAUAAACGUCUUUAUUAAUAAUGAAA